Agrilus planipennis (emerald ash borer) is the source of this 838-nucleotide messenger RNA. RefSeq names its product calsenilin. The transcript has 4 exons. The record is from RefSeq and is a predicted model, not a curated record. Gene Ontology annotation, molecular function: calcium ion binding. Bases 30 to 413 code for a protein of 127 amino acids. Lineage: Eukaryota; Metazoa; Arthropoda; Insecta; Coleoptera; Buprestidae.
UUGUCUUUUUCUCUCUUUCAGAUUCUAAUAUGUAUGCCCAUUACGUUUUCAAAGCCUUUGACGUCAACUGCAAUGGAGCAAUUAGUUUUAGGGACUUACUCGUAACAUUGUCAACACUUCUUCGCGGUUCGAUAUACGAACGUUUGCGGUGGACGUUCAAAUUAUAUGACAUAAAUGGCGACGGCUGCAUCAGUCGGGGCGAGUUGAGUGAAGUCGUCAUGGCCAUCCACGAUCUGAUGGGCCGUAAACACCACGCCGAAGAAGAACGUAAAACUCGUGAACAAAUUGACAGAGUCUUCCGGAAGCUCGAUCUCAAUCAAGAUGGCGUCAUCACCAUCGAAGAAUUCAUGGAGUCGUGUCUCAAAGAUGAGAUGAUCACGCGAUCCUUACAAGUUUUCGAUACCGUGCUGUAAUGAUGGUCAUUGUGUACUCUUUGACAUAUUUCUUUGUGAUUGUCGUUAAUAAUUAUCGUUGUUGUGAAAGAGAAAUACGAGUGUGAUAAUGCUCAACUGUUAUUGUGACGUAGAAGAACUUGUUUCGGUCCAAAAUGGCGGCUAUCAUGUGUUAAUUUUUAUCCAAUGUUUUCCAUUAGAUGUGUGCGAAGAAGAAGACUUCGAGGAAGUAGAUAUAUGAAAGAAAACAGUAUUUUACGGCUGUUAGGUAAGAGGACCAUGUUUUCUCUGAGUAUUGUAAGGAUGGCAAGGAUAGACAAUGAAGGCAUAUUUAGAUUGAUGAUAAAUAAGAAUGGAAGAGUGUUCAUUUUGAUGCAACUGAAAAAAAAAGCAAGUUGCCCGUCAUGGUUUCGUUUCAUUUUGGAGAAUCUUCUAAUUAAUUACGG